Aspergillus sclerotioniger CBS 115572 is the source of this 3039-nucleotide messenger RNA. RefSeq names its product putative protein kinase. NCBI's taxonomy places the organism in Eukaryota, Fungi, Ascomycota, Eurotiomycetes, Eurotiales, Aspergillaceae. Gene Ontology annotation, molecular function: protein kinase activity; ATP binding. The record is from RefSeq and is a predicted model, not a curated record. Gene Ontology annotation, biological process: protein phosphorylation. The coding region runs from base 468 to 2801 and encodes 777 amino acids. The transcript has a single exon.
GUACCAACCGUGAUAUCUCCAGGCCUUCCUACAAUUGCCGCAAUCCUCUCACCGGAACUCUUCACACAGGCAGCGACCGCGCCGGCCGUCCCACCGCCGAUGCACGCCCUGUCAAUGGCAUGAAGGUGUGGAAUCUAAUGGAAGGCUGAAGGUCCCUGAGCUAUUCCCGAACCGAAGCAGAUCGAAAACCAAAUAGAAACCGUGGCAUUUUGAAAAGGCGCCCUCAAAUUCAGGGGCACGCGUCCAUUGUUUUUGUCCUGCCCAUCGAUUCCAGCACUGGCGGCAGUGAUAUCGAUUGUAUAGUCUGGCAGAUCUGUCGAAUGUUCCCAAACAAACCAGCAGUAUAUACCCCGCGCCGAUUGCAUUGCUAGUGAUGGGCUCGUAGACGGUCGGGCUAUUCCCGUUCUGCUUGCUCUUAACUCCGAUCGUUAUUUCCGUUGGUUUUUGUCGAGAUUAUUAUAGCCGAGAUGUCAUUGUUCAGGUCCCCGGGUGAGGAAUCGUCUUCCGACUCCCAAUCUAGCUCCGAUGAGAGUGAGCAACAUGUUUUUGCUACGGAACAGGACCGUCCUGUGACAACUAAACACCACAAAAAUAAAAAUGGAGGGAAGAGCCCUGCUCUUUUGCCGGAGGAUACUCAUAAGGAUGCCGAUGUGGAAUCCAAUUCUUUGCUAGGAAGUGAUACCAAGGGCCACGCGAACAUGAUGACCGCAGCUCUCCUUGAAUUCUAUUGUCUGAGUCGGGCUGCAGAUAUCCUCAAUGCCCAGCAUGGGUCCCACAAACGUUUCACGCGGGACUCUCCCGAGGUCCGAUAUCUUGGGAACAAGUUGUACACGCACAAGUCCGAAUUCUUAUCUUCGCUUGGCGCGUUGGCGGGAGGCAUUGAGGGGGAGGAAUGGGGGUCAACAAGACAGUAUUAUCGCGAUAACCUUGACGUGUUGGGUGUGUCGGUUUUGGAAAAUCUUAACAUCAAGGAUGGCAAUGGACAAAAGGCAGGAAUUGCAGGUGCUGCUGAUGUAGCAUCGGGUGCAGAGCAAUCCACGGCUCUACAACUGCGGUCGAGUAAUGCGAACAUGGAUAUGCUGCAGUCAAGGCGCCAUGGGUUCGGAAUGGCGGACGUUCAAAAACGAUUGACCGGCAACGAGAAUGCUAAUCCGCUGGAAAGCAUCCAGCUUGACUUUGGAGCUCUGCUAAAUCGUCCAUUGCCUCUUACUGGGAGCUCGCCCGUGAGCUUCCCUCUGUUUCAGCCUAACCCACCCCCUCCAAGCAGUCACAUGUCUCGGUAUGCCAUGGAGUUUUCCGAGGUCAAGGUGCUUGGUCGUGGGUCGUUUGGCGAAGUAUAUCAUGUGAGGAAUCAUAUCGACGGCCAAAGUUAUGCAAUCAAAAAGAUUCCCCUCAGUCAACGACGGCUUCAACAGCUGGAGUGUGGAAGUCAGAAUCAGCUCGAAACCAUCAUGAAGGAGAUUCGAACACUUGCUCGACUCGAGCAUACAAAUGUCGUCCGAUACUAUGGGGCUUGGAUCGAACAGGCGCAUCCUUCAGGUUAUGCCGAGUCUGUACAAGAAGAGUCAGUUGAUCUGACAUUUGAGCAGACAGAGUCGCAUAUUUCCAGUCAUGGAAUGGACGAUAAUCAGAGCUUUGGAAUUGUCUUCGAACACUCGGAAUCCUCACAUAUAUCUCAAGCAGCAUCUUUAUCAUUGGGACAGGAUUCAGAAAUGUCUGGCCGACACCAUCGCAGGCCCAGUCAUGCCACAGUGGGCUCUCACAUAUCCAAGACAAGCUCUGCACUUAGUGCGGAGGAUGACGACGACGACGACGAAGUAGAGUCCAUUCCGCGGAAUUUCAGUCCUCGAUCUCAAGAUCCACUGUCAACGUUCGGUGGGACAGAUGAUGACAUCUUUACGGAUGGCUUCAGUGAGGAUCCUUCCAAAUUACAAGUACAACGGAGACACCGAAGGGGAGCCCAGCUCCCCGCCGUUAUUUUGCACAUCCAGAUGUCGCUACAUCCUAUCUCACUGGGCUCCUACUUGAAUCCACAAUCAAGCACGAGCACAAAACCCGACACGACACUCCGUCGGCGCCACUGUUACCACCUAGUCCCUUCACUGAGACUCAUGUUAGAUAUACUAUCUGGGGUUGAUUAUCUCCAUUCCAAAGGCAUUGUCCACCGAGACCUCAAACCAGCCAACAUAUUCCUCUCUUCUCCCGACAAAAAGCACAUGGACGGAUGCCCUCCGUGCGGGAACACGCAUGGAGCGAUCCAUCGUUACUGCCACCCUCGCAUCGGCGACUUUGGCCUCGUUGCAGAUAUCUCACACAUCAGUGACUGCUCUCCCGACACCCAAUCCACAACCAACCCCGAAACAAACAUCAAUCCAGUCGUUGGGACGGAAUUCUACCGCCCGCCUCACCCCACAGACAGAUCCGCAAUGACCUCAAGCCCCCGCCACCCCACCAAGCAACCAUCUCCAUACGUCAUCGACGAGACACUAGACGUCUAUGCCCUCGGAGUGAUCCUCUUCGAGCUUCUCUACCCACUGAACACCAAAAUGGAGCGCCAGCUAGUCCUCAACGGACUUACCCGAGGUCCACACGGCAACCCCUUAACCGGUCCGUGCUUCCCCGACGACUUCCAAAAGAAGCUCGACAUGGGCUCUACGAAACUGCCCACCGGAAUAUCCAUAGCCGAGACUAUUACGACCUGCCUCCGGGGCAUGUUAGAGCCGAAUCCUCAUCACCGGUGGCGCUCCGGCAAAAUUAAGAAAUACCUCGAAGAACUCCUCGCAUGUGUGCAGAAAACAUAGCAUAGCCUUCUUCUUUUCCCACAUAAUAUUCUUCAUCACCAUGGUCAUUUUCACCUCACACAUACACAAACAUAUCCACAUACCUACAUACAUAAACAUAUACCUAUACCUCUAGAUUAUAGUCCAACCAGCUGGGGAAUCCCCCACACAGAACAUUGAUUCAGAAAUACACAUUAGCUCACAGCAAGAGAACCCCAUCACAUAGAUAAAUUAUAUCCCGUCCUCACUUAAUCACAAU